CAAAGAAAAGCCACUGGAUGAGACGGGGUCUGAACUUUUGACCGGUACUGUAAAUGUAGGGAAAGAGCUGGAUGCAGCUAGUGAGUCGAGGGCGGUCGACUGCUGAUGUCUUGGUAUAAACAAUGUGUUGACGUCCACAGACGGAGGAAGAUAAGUCAUGGCUUUGAGGAGCAGCAGCUGUCCCGCUGUGCUCGGUGUCCGGACGUCCUGAAGGACCCAGUCUCUACCAGCUGUGGACACUGGUUCUGCAGACAGUGUUUGACCUCAUACUGGGACCAGUCUGGCUCAUCAGGAUGCUCCUCCUGUCCCCAGUGUGGAGACGGAUCCAGAACAACCGGUGGUGGUCUGCAGGAGGUGCUGGAUGAACAUAAGAUCAGUCUGAGGAGCAGAUGUGAACGUGUGACUGAAGGAACUGAUGGAACAGGAAGUGAAACCCUCCUCAACAGGAUCUACACUGAGCUCUACAUCACAGAGGGACACAGUGAAGAGGUCAAUACCCAACAUGAGGUGAGGCAGCUUGAGACCACUUCCAAGAAGAAGACCCUCCAGGACACUCCAAUCAAGUGCCAUCAGAUCUUUAAAGCGUUUCCCAACCAACAGAGACGCAUCAGAACGGUUCUGACGAGCGGCGUCGCCGGUGUUGGAAAAACCUUCUCGGUGCAGAAGUUCACUCUGGACUGGGCAGAGGGCUUGGAAAACCAAGAUGUCAGCCUGCUGGUUCUGCUCUCGUUCAGGGAGCUGAACCUGAUCAGACAUGAGCAGCACAGUCUUCUCACGCUGCUCCAUGUUUUCCAUCCAACCUUACAGAAGGUCACAGCAGAGGAGCUGGCUGUCUGUAAAGCUCUGUUCAUCUUUGAUGGCCUGGAUGAAAGCAGACUUUCACUGGAUUUCAGCAGCAGGGAGGUUGUGUCCGACGUCACCCAGAAGUCCUCGGUCAGUAUGCUGGUGACAAACCUCAUCCAGGGGAACCUGCUUCCCUCAGCUCUGGUCUGGAUCACUUCCCAACCCGCAGCAGCCAAUCAGAUCCCUCCGACAUGUGUCGACAGGGUGACAGAAUUACAAGGCUUCACUGAUGCCCAGAAAGAUGAAUACUUCAGGAGGAGGACCGGUAAUGAAGAGCUGUCCAGCAGGAUCAUCUCCCACAUCAAGGCCUCCAGGAGCCUCCACAUCAUGUGUCAAGUCCCCGUCUUCUGCUGGAUCACUGCUACAGUUCUGGAACACAUGUUGACUACAGAGCAGAGAGGAGAGCUGCCCAAAACCCUGACUGACCUGUACUCACACUUCCUGCUGGUUCAGACCAAGAGGAAGAAACACAAGUAUGGUGAGGGACACGGGACAAGUCCACAGGAGCUUAUGGGGGCUGACAUGGACGUUCUUCUGAAGCUGGGGAGACUGGCGUUUGAACAUCUGGAGACAGGAGACAUCAUGUUCUACCAAGAAGACCUGGAGCGGUGUGGUCUGGAUGUCUCAGAGGCCUCGGUGUACUCAGGACUUUGUACAGAGAUCUUCAAAAGAGAGCGGGUGAUCUUCCAGAAAUCAGUCUACUGCUUUGUUCAUCUGAGCAUUCAGGAGUUUCUGGCUGCGGUCUACAUGGUCCACUGUUACACCAUCAGGAACACAGAGGUACUGAGGAAGUUUCUGGAAGUUCAUAUAGAUGAUGGUCUGUUCACUCUACAUGACUUUCCGACUUCCAGAGCUAUGAAGAAAUCCCUGGAUUUCUCAUCUCUGGAUGUCGUCUUGGAGAGAGCUAUGAAGAAAUCUCUGAGAAGUAAAAAUGGCCACCUGGACCUGUUUGUCCGCUUCCUUCAUGGCCUCUGUCUGGAGGCCAACCAGAAACUCUUAGGAGGCCUGCUGGGUCAGACAGAGAACAGUCCAGAAACCAUCCAGAGAGCCAUCAACAACCUGAAGAGGAUGAACAGCGAUAAAACUUCUCCUGACAGAAGCAUCAACAUUUUCCAUUGUUUGAUGGAGCUGAAAGACCACUCAGUCCAUCAGGAGAUCCAAGAUUUCCUGAAGUCAGAGACCAGGUCAAAGAAUGAACUCUCUGUGUUCCACUGCUCAGCUCUGGCCUAUAUGCUGCAGAUGUCAGAGGAGGUUCUGGAUGAGUUGGACUUGAAUAAGUACAGGACAUCAGAGGAGGGACGACAGAGACUGGUCACAGCUGUGAGGAACUGCAGAAAGGCUCGACUUUCUGGCAUUGGACUAUCAAAGACUCACUGUGAAGUCGUGGCCUCAGCUCUGAAGUCCAGCCCCUCCCAUCUGAGACAACUGGACCUGAGUGGAAACCACCCAAAGGACUCAGGAGUGAAGCAACUGUGUGCUGGACUGGAGAGUCCACACUGUCAACUGGAGACUCUGAGACUGGGGUGGUGCAGGUUGUCAGAGACCAGCUGUGCUUCUCUGGCCUCAGCUCUGAAGUCCAACCCCUCCCAUCUGAGAGAGCUGGACCUGAACUGGAACAAGCUGCAGGAUCCAGGACUGAAGCAGCUGUGUGGUUUUCUGGAGAGUCCAGACUGUCGACUGGAGACUCUGAGACUGAAGGGCUGCAGGUUGUCAGAGACCAGCUGUGCUUCUCUGGCCUCUUCUCUGAAGUCCAAGCCCUCCCAUCUGAGAGAACUAGACCUGGGCUUGAACAACAACCUGCAGGAUCCAGGAGUGAAGCAGCUGUGUGGUUUUCUGGAGAGUCCAGACUGUCGACUGGAGACUCUGAGGUUUGGUGACUACAUCCAUGCCAGGGAGGUUAAAUCUUCCACAGACAAAUCAUUGAGUGUCCAGUGUGCUGCUGAAAAAGAUCCUCCAACAAGCUUCACACCUGAACUGCAAACUGAAUCUGCACAAGUUACAUACAGGUUCAGGUGUCCUGGUCCAGGUGUGUUCCAGUGUACUUGGACAGGACUGACAUUUCUUAUGACUCGGGAGGCGGAGCUCCUGUAUGAAACUAUCCAAUGGGAUGAGAGCCUUCUCCAACCAGCUGGCAAGAUGGCUGCAGGGCCACUGUACAGUAUCAAGUGUCUUGAGGAUGCUGUCUGUCAGCUCCACCUCCCACACUGUGAAACAAGGGAUGCUCUGCCCUCUGAAGACCAGCUGUCUGUCGUCCACAUCACUGAUGACGGCAUGGACAUUCUCAAGACACUGGAGAUCACAUACACUCAUGUGAUCGUCAAAAUCCCUAAUCUCUCUGCCUUUGGUCUGGUCUGGGAUGUUGUCAACAGGUUUUGGAACAACACAAACCCAGUUUCUUGCCAAAUUUUGCUGUUCCUCAAACCACCAAACCAAAGAAGACAGAAGCAAAAGCUUAACAUGUUGCUCCUGCCGAGCAACAUCUCCCUGGAAGAGGUAAAAAAAAAGCACAUAGAGUCUAAGUACAUCGAGGUCCCUCCUAUAUGUGACCUCAUCAAAGGCCAAGAUUAUGUUGUCAAGUGUCCACCAGCAUGUCAAAUACAGCCUGAGAAAGAAAAAUUCAAACCUCAGUUUGGGCCAAAUUACCACCCAACAUUUGAGAUCCACCUGCCUAUGAACACAGAAGAAAUGACUAUAACAGUACAAGACCAAAUGGCUACUGAAGUCUGGACGCGCCACGUUGAUCUGACUGACGCUGGUGAGUUCAGUACUUUUAAUGAACCUUUGCCGCGGGUGUCGGGGCAUGCAGAUCCUGGUCCAAGUAAUGACUGUCUACAGAGGCUUCAGAGUCGGUCACCAGAGAGAAGGCUGUUCUCUGUUCGGGCCAAGUUUACUAAAAACGUGUCUGAACAAAUUCUAAACCAGCUGCUGGAUCAUCUUUUGCAGGAGGGCUUUAUAUGCCAAGAAGAAAUGGAGUCGGCUAGAGCAAAAACCAGGGCUGACAGGGCUCGAACUGUGAUCGACUGGGUACGUAUGAGAGGGCCACAAGCCAGUUCAUUCCUGAUUGCCCAAGUGCGGGAGUUGGAUCCAUGCCUUUCCAGCACCCUGAAAUUGGAACGUGUUUAGCUGUAAUGAUGGCAUGUGAGUCCUAAAUGGAGACAAUCUUAUGUGAAAUCAUUUCAAAACCUCGUCUGACAUUGUGCAGAAACAGAAACUUGAUUUUCCCGACUAUACAACCAGCAUUGUUAGAGCGAGAGUUGCCUUCACAGAUGAAUGAAAAACACUUCACAUAGUGUGUAGUGUCAUGUGGGUGAUCAAGGGGGAUAAAAGAUUAGAGUAAGUCUUGUUCUCAUGCUUGUAGUUAGAUUUGGAUAAGGUCAUUUCAGUCAUAAUUGCUGUAUUUGAUUUAUUUUACUUACUAUAUUUUUACUUAAUUUACUUCAUUUUUUAAUUUGUUAUCUGAUAUUUCUUUUGGGUUUAAUCUUUAUUACCUUACUUCAAUUUUUUCAUCAGUAGUUUUUAUACUUGCUCAGUAUUACUGUGAAUAAGGCUGACAGAGUCGCCUGUUAUGUGUAAGACUGACCAUAAGAUGACCCUAGCAGCCUGGAGUAAAGUGAGAGAGUUCAUCAGUCUGUUAUGUGGCUGGCUGCCCAGAGUUGUGGCCCAGACUGGAAGGUGGCACGGGGACACCUGUUGUGACUCAGAGAGGGAGAGAUAAAAUAGCCUUUAAUGUCAUUGUCAAAAUUAUUCAUUUGUUUAUGUGUCUGACAACAAACAGUACACAGAUGUAGACACCUCCUUGUUAUGGAAGCAUCAUAUUAAUGAAGUCUAGAUGCCAUCCUCUGAUAAGUUAAUGUGUUUCUCUAUCACCUGUUGAUGAGGUGGACAUAUGUGUAUCACAAAGUUAUAUGUUACCUGUAACUAAUUGUGUUUGUGACAUGUUUAUAGUGUUUGGAGGUAUCACUACUCAGGGACGUGUCAUAAAGAUAUUGUGUGCUCAUUCUUCGUGUCAGUCAUCAUGUGAUAUGCAGCCUUAUGUCACUUGCAGGUCCAUUAAAUUUAUUUCUGGUGUUUGUAUAAUGUCUGAAGGGGUGACAAGUCUGACCUCUAUAGGAGCAAAUACAGUGAUGUCUAUGGUGUGUGAUGUCAAGGAGAGAAUGGUGGGAUAGACUGUGGUCAGACUGGAGGUGCCUGUAGAGACUAUAAAAGAUGCUGGAAAAGCUCUGUAAACUGUUCUGCUUCACGAACCAGAAACAGAGAUAUUGCUGUUUGGAACCUUUUGCAAUAA
Messenger RNA from Monopterus albus (swamp eel), 5128 nucleotides. RefSeq names its product NACHT, LRR and PYD domains-containing protein 12-like. NCBI's taxonomy places the organism in Eukaryota, Metazoa, Chordata, Actinopteri, Synbranchiformes, Synbranchidae. Bases 106 to 3966 code for a protein of 1286 amino acids. The transcript has 14 exons. Gene Ontology annotation, molecular function: protein binding. Gene Ontology annotation, biological process: regulation of apoptotic process. The record is from RefSeq and is a predicted model, not a curated record.